Messenger RNA from Rhinichthys klamathensis goyatoka, 2488 nucleotides. It is a transcript of the gene guf1, whose product is annotated as GTP binding elongation factor GUF1. The coding region runs from base 208 to 2229 and encodes 673 amino acids. The transcript has 17 exons. Gene Ontology annotation, cellular component: mitochondrion. The record is from RefSeq and is a predicted model, not a curated record. Gene Ontology annotation, molecular function: GTPase activity; mitochondrial ribosome binding; GTP binding. Gene Ontology annotation, biological process: positive regulation of translation. Lineage: Eukaryota; Metazoa; Chordata; Actinopteri; Cypriniformes; Leuciscidae.
ACACUUGAUGACGUUUUUCCAACAUGGCGCCCCACAGUAGCUGUCACACUGAAGUACACAAUCUACUGUAGACUUGACUGUUUCUAAAAACUGAAUAUGUGCUUUUGAAUGACGAUUUGAAUCUUUGUUCCGAUGGGAAGAGAUGUUCGAUAUGCAGUUUAAAGACAUGGCUUCUCUGUUAAGGAAUAGCGUGAGCUGAUAGAGACGAUGCAUCUGUCUCUGUUGAGAUCGCACGGGCUCUUUCUGCCCUUUAUCAAACGCUGUCCUGAUAUUAAAAUAUGCCGCAUUAAGCGCAGAUCUCAGGGCUGUGUGAGCACAUGUACAGUCAUCAGACACAGAUGGAUGAAAAGCAUCAGUCCUGUCAGAGACUUCAGCUUUAAUGCGUCUGAGAAGGAGAGUUUCGACAUGUCUGAGUUUCCAGUGGAGAGAAUUCGCAAUUUCAGCAUUAUCGCUCACAUUGAUCACGGCAAGAGCACUUUAGCUGACAGACUGCUGGAGAUCACAGGUGCCAUUGCAAAGACUGCGAGUAACAAGCAGGUUCUGGAUAAACUGCAGGUGGAGAGAGAGAGAGGAAUCACUGUUAAAGCUCAGACUGCCUCGCUCUUCUAUCAGCACGACGGACAGACGUACCUGCUCAACCUCAUCGACACACCUGGCCAUGUUGACUUCAGCUAUGAAGUAUCUCGGUCCAUAUCCGCUUGCCAAGGAGUUCUGCUCAUUGUAGAUGCAAAUCAGGGAAUUCAAGCGCAAACAGUCGCCAACUUCUACUUGGCUUUUGAGGCUCAACUAACAAUCAUCCCUGUGAUAAACAAGAUUGAUUUGAAAAAUGCUGAUCCAGAGCGAGUGGAAAAACAGAUUGAAAAAGUUUUUGAUAUUCCCAGGGAAGAGUGCAUCAAGAUCUCGGCGAAACUCGGCACAAACGUGGAUCAAGUUCUCCGAGAGGUGGUGAAGCGGAUUCCUCCUCCGCCGGCGCGAGUGGACGACCCGUUCACGGCCCUCGUGUUCGACUCCACGUUCGAUCACUACAGAGGCGUAGUGGCCAACAUCGCCGUGUUCGGCGGACGCGUGUCCAGAGGAGACCGGAUCGUGUCGGCACACCUGGGAAAGUCUUAUGAGGUCAAUGAGCUGGGCGUCCUGAGACCCGACCCACACCCGACCCAAACACUGUAUGCCGGUCAGGUGGGUUACAUCAUCGCAGGGAUGAAGGAAGUGAAGGAGGCUCAGAUUGGAGACACACUUUACCUGCAGACACAGCCUGUGGAGGCGCUGCCGGGGUUCAAACCGGCUAAAGCCAUGGUGUUCGCGGGCAUGUAUCCCAUGGACCAAUCAGAUUACACCGCCCUGCGAAGCGCUGUGGAGAAACUGACUCUGAAUGACUCCAGCGUGACGGUUCAGCGGGACAGUAGUUUGGCUUUGGGAGCCGGAUGGAGGCUGGGGUUUCUGGGUCUUCUGCACAUGGAGGUGUUUAACCAGCGUUUAGAGCAGGAAUAUAAUGCGUCGGUCAUAAUAACGGCUCCGACUGUCCCGUACAAGGCUGUGCUGGCGUCUGCCAAACUCAUAAAGGAACACGGUGAGGAAGUGAUCACCAUCAUCAACCCGGCUCACUUCCCUGAGAGGGCUCUGGUGGAGCAGUAUCUGGAGCCCAUGGUGAUGGGAACCAUCAUCGCUCCGAGCGACUUCACUGGGAAGAUCAUGAGUCUGUGUCAGACCCGCAGGGCUGUUCAGAAGAACAUGUUCUACAUCGAUGACCAUCGAGUGAUGAUGAAGUACCUAUUCCCUCUAAAUGAGGUCGUAGUGGACUUUUACGACCAGCUCAAGUCCAUGUCAUCAGGAUACGCCAGUUUUGAUUACGAGGAUGCCGGUUAUGAGGCCGCUGAACUGAUUAAGAUGGACUUCCUCCUCAACGGGCGGCCAGUGGAGGAACUCGCCAUUAUCGUUCAUAAAGAGAAAGCGUACAGUGCGGGAAAAGCCAUAUGUGAGAGGCUGAGGGACUCGAUCCCGAGACAGAUGUUUGAGAUCGCAGUGCAGGCGGCCAUCGGCAGCAAGAUCAUCGCUCGAGAAACGAUCAAAGCAUACCGGAAGAAUGUUCUAGCAAAAUGUUACGGCGGUGACAUUACACGGAAAAUGAAACUGCUAAAGAAGCAGGCCGAAGGAAAGAAGAAAAUGCGGCGCAUUGGAAACAUCGACGUCCCGAAAGACGCUUUCAUCAGCGUCCUGAAGCGGACGUAGUGGACCAUAAUCCUGACAGACUGGGCUUGAUUUGUGGAUGUGAACAUGCCAAUGUACAGUACGGCGAUCGAUUCAGAAAUGCUAUUCAAGUUUAUAUAACGGAGUGAUGUUAUUCUGGGAGCGUAAAGCAGGUUUGAUGAAUUAAUCUUCAUGAUGCUGAAACAUUGCUGUUCUCUCAGUAGAUUCAGAGAAUGCAAGCUAAGGGUUUUCAUUGGAAACGUUUAGACUGAGUGGAUGCAGAAGUAUUUGGCAGCGCUGU